Molecule: messenger RNA, 1026 nt
Organism: Sphenostylis stenocarpa
Lineage: Eukaryota; Viridiplantae; Streptophyta; Magnoliopsida; Fabales; Fabaceae
Source: the annotation of a GenBank genome assembly
AUGGUGAUUCCAUUAGCAGUGGCACUGGUGGUGAUUCUCAUUGGGUGGGUUCAUAAGGCUAUAAAACCCCCAGCUCCUAAAAUAUGUGGAUCCAUUGGUGGUCCUCAAGUUACUUCACCCAGAGUGAAGCUCAGUGAUGGGAGGCAUUUGGCCUACCGAGAAUAUGGUCUUCCCAAGGAGAAAGCUAGAUACAAGAUCAUUGUCAUUCAUGGAUAUAACAGCUUCAAAGACACAACUUUACCAGUUUCUCAAGAACUUAUUGAGAAUCUUGGGAUAUAUUUCCUCCACUUUGACAGGGCAGGUUAUGGUGAAAGUGAUCCUCAUUCAUCACGUUCUGUGAAGAGUGAAGCUUAUGAUAUUCAAGAACUGGCUGAUAAAUUGGAGAUUGGUGAUAAGUUUUACAUAAUCGGAAUGUCAAUGGGAGGUUACCCUGUAUGGAGCUGCCUAAAAUACAUUCCACACAGAUUAUCAGGAGCAGCUUUGGUGGCUCCAUUUAUAAGCUAUUGGUGGCCUUCUUUUCCUGAUAAUCUUUUGAGAGAGGCAUUUCAGAUGCUACCUUGGUCAGACCAAUGGACUUUUCGAGUUGCACAUUACGCCCCUUGGUUGUUCCAUUGGUGGAUGACACAAAAAUGGUUCCCUUCAUUGACUUUGACAAACAUGUUGUCCCCUGAUGACAUAGAAAUCGUGAAGAGCUUGUCAGAACUCCCAAACGCUGGUCAGGAGAAGAUAACUCAGCAAGGUGAAUAUGAAUCAUUACACCGAGACAUAAUGAAUGCUUUUGGAAAGUGGGAAUUUGGCCCAACGGAGAUAACAAAUCCGUUCCCUGAAAAUAAUGGUUCAGUCCACAUAUGGCAAGGGUUUGAAGAUAAGAUCAUUCCCCACACACUGAACCGUUACAUCUCUCACAAAUUACCAUGGAUUCUUUAUCACGAGCUUCCUCAUGCAGGACAUUUGUUUCUCUUCAAGAAAAAUGAAUGUGAGUCUAUUAUCAGAGCACUUGUACUCUCACCAGAUAUUUCGGAAUAA